This is a messenger RNA of Haemonchus placei, 228 nucleotides long. Lineage: Eukaryota; Metazoa; Nematoda; Chromadorea; Rhabditida; Trichostrongylidae. The record is from the annotation of a GenBank genome assembly.
UACUAUCACUGGCUGUUGAGUAUGCAAUAUCUUGAAAGAUCAAAAGAUAAUCCGUCGCUUAUUCCAAAGUAUCAUGCAAGUGCAAAAUUGGCUGAGAUGUACUACGCUUAUGAUGCUAUUUUUCUUUACUGCAAUCAGCCAUUCACAAGACAUAGUCCGGAGACAUUGUUGAACAUGGCCAGAUAUCUUGCUGCUCAGCAACCUGUACCAAAUAUUUCCCAAGUGUAA